AUGGAUUCGAUUUUCUCAGAAAUCGACGAAAACGCCAGUAAAUCCAACAAAUUUUGGCAGAAAGUGAAAGACAUCUCUAGAACAUCAAAUGAUAUUGACCAAAACUCAGUUUUCGAAGGCUCGCUUAAACUCUGAAAUUCUGACCAUGAGUGGCUUGAAACCUUUUUUUCUUUGACCACUACUUGCAUUUAUUAUCAUGAAAAUGAUUGUCCCGUCAUGUUUUCUUCAAUCAGCUGGAAAACAGUUACACCUUUCUCAGAAGAAAAUGGAAAAGAAACCAGAUUUGGUUUCCGAAUCAGCUCAAGGAAUUAUUUUCAAGACUUUUAUACUGAAGAUGAAGAAGAACUGGAGAAAUGACUGAUACAUUUAGACGGAGUCUCGAUUUUAUCAGAUUUUGAAAAUGACUAUAGCAUUAUUAAGGAAAUUGGAAAAGGGAAUUAUGGAACUGUUUUUUUAGCUAUUGAAAAUUCAACCGGAGAUGAAUUUGCGGUUAAAUCAAUUUCUAAAGAAUUAAUAGCUAAGUCAAAAAGAGGGAUAUCAGCGAUCAGUAAUGAAAUAAAUACGAUGAGAAAGCUAAAUCAUCCGAACAUUAUUUCACUUUAUAAGGUUUAUGAGAGUGCAACUGAUAUUCAUAUGGUAUUUGAUUACGCGGCAGAUGGGAAUUUGAGAGAAAAAAUAGAAAAUAAUGGCCCCAUGAGUGAAGAUCAAGCUGCAAGUUUUUUGGAAAAUCUUCUUUUUGCCAUAAAUUACAUGCAUUCUCAAAAUAUUAUUCAUAGAGAUAUUAAGCUUGAAAAUAUUCAAAUUAGGUUGAAUUUAUCAUUAUUUUGUCUCAGUAUAGAAGCAUUUUAUAUAAAAAUAAUCAUUCAAUAAAGAAUAUUUUAUUUAUGUCAAAAGAAGAUCCAAAUGAUUUUAAAAUUUGUGAUUUUGGGCUUGCUUGCGAAUUAGAAGAAUUAAGCGGCUCAAGAUGCGGAACCCCUGGAUACAUUGCGCCUGAAAUCCUUAGAAAAGAAAAAUAUGACUUUAAAGCUGAUAUAUAUAGCGUAGGAAUUUUGCUAUAUCAUCUGCUUACAGGAAAAUCGCCGUUCACAGGCUCAAGUCUAGGUUCAAAAACUGUUGUUUUGAUUCAAAAUCGAAAUAAUACGAUUAAUUUCAAAGAGCAAAGGCUGAAAUCAAUAUCAAAACAGGGGAUAGACACCAUAAGAAAACUAACUUCAAAUAAUCCUGACAACAGGCCGAAUGCCCAAGAAGCAUUGGAAUUUCCUUGGAUUUCGAAAUCUGAGCAAGCUCCCAAAAAAAGCUCAGUCUCUUUAUUUUUCAAAAUGUCUCAAAAAAUGAAGCCUCUAUCUCAAGGCGUGCAAUCUCAGCCUUCUCAAAAUAAAUUUGCAAAUCUCUUUUCAAGGCUCAAAACUCUAGUUACUUAA
This is a messenger RNA of Blepharisma stoltei, 1421 nucleotides long. The record is from the annotation of a GenBank genome assembly. Lineage: Eukaryota; Ciliophora; Heterotrichea; Heterotrichida; Blepharismidae.